This is a messenger RNA of Thyridium curvatum, 1266 nucleotides long. RefSeq lists its product as uncharacterized. Gene Ontology annotation, molecular function: glucan endo-1,3-beta-D-glucosidase activity; 1,3-beta-glucanosyltransferase activity. The transcript is spliced from 2 exons. Bases 1 to 1266 code for a protein of 421 amino acids. Gene Ontology annotation, cellular component: cell surface; fungal-type cell wall; extracellular region. Gene Ontology annotation, biological process: cell wall organization. The record is from RefSeq and is a predicted model, not a curated record. Lineage: Eukaryota; Fungi; Ascomycota; Sordariomycetes; Thyridiales; Thyridiaceae.
AUGAAGGCAGCAGUAGCAUCGCUAUCCCUGCUGGCGCUGCUGGGUGCCGCCAGUGCUGGGCCCUCGAAGCGCCGCCACGCCCAUCUUCACGAGAGGGACGCUGUCACGGCCAGUGCCGACAUGAUCACCAUCGUUGAUCCUGCUGUCGCCGCCCCGACCCAGGCCUCGCGGGUCCUCGUCUACAUCAACAAGGACGGCCAGCCGUGCUCGACCGUCACCAAACUCGUCGCCCUUGUGCCGCCGCCCACCCAGGCCGCCGUGGCAGUCGGUGCCACGGUCACCGUCAUCGGUGCUCCCGCGAUCUAUGCCUCUGUACAGGUCGUUGGGCCCGUCGGAGCCGUCCCCACGCCUGCUGCCGGCGCCCAGCAGGCGGCUCCGCCCUCGUCCGGUUCUGGAGCCGGCGCCAGUGGCGGCGCUUCCCCUGCCCCUGCCCCUGCCCCUGCCGUGCCGUCAAACUCGACCUUUGGCAACCUUCACGGUGUUGCCUACUCGCCUUACAACGGCGACGGCACCUGCAAGUCGGCCGCGCAGGUGCUCAGCGACUUCCAGAGCUUCGCGGGCGUCUACUCGACCAUCCGCCUCUACGGCGUCGACUGCAACCAGGUGGCCAACUGUGUCGCUGCCGCCAAGGCCGUCGGCGUCAAGCUCUUCCUCGGCAUCUUCCACCUCACGGACCUCGCCUCCCAGGUCAGCACCAUUACCAGCGGCGUCAGCAGCGACUGGUCCUGUGUCGAUACCGUGAGCGUCGGCAACGAGCUCAUCAACAGCGGCCAGGCCAGCGUCGAGCAGGUCCUUGCCGCCAUCGAGACAGUCCGCGGCCAGCUCCGGGCCGUAGGAUACACCGGGCCCGUCGUCACCGUCGACACGUUCAUGGCCGCGCUGAGCCACCCCAGCCUGUGCGACAAGUCGGACUACUGCGCCCUCAACAUGCAUCCCUUCUUUGACGGCACCAUUACCGCAGCCCAGGCCGGCGACUUUAUCACGAGACAGAUCGCCAACGUCCGCAGCAAGCUCACCGACCAGUCCAAGCGCAUCGUCAUCACCGAGACUGGCUGGCCGUGGCAGGGCUCGAGCAACCGCGUUGCCGUGCCCAGCCUGGCGAACCAGAAGAUCGCGCUCGACUGCAUCACUGGGGCCUUUGCCGCCAACCCGGCCGAUCUCAUCCUCUUCACUGCCUACAACGACCCGUGGAAGAAGGUCGAGCAGGCCACCUUCAAUGCAGAACCCUACUGGGGCAUCAACGGCGCCAACGCUCCCUCGUCCUGA